AUGUUAAAGAAAAACCAUACAGCUGUGACUGAGUUUGUUCUCCUGGGACUGACAGAUCGGACUGAGCUGCAGCGCCUUCUUUUUGUGGUAUUUCUAGUCAUCUACCUUAUCACAGUAAUCGGCAAUGUGAGCAUGAUCUUGUUAAUCAGAAGUGACUUGACACUACACACUCCAAUGUACUUCUUCCUCAGUCACCUCUCCUUUGUAGAUCUCUGUUAUACCACCAGUGUUACUCCUCAGAUGCUGGUUAAAUUUUACCAAGAGAAAACCAUUUCCUUCAUUGGCUGCUUUAUCCAAUUUCACUUUUUCAUUGUACUGGUGAUCACAGAUUAUUAUAUGCUCACAGUGAUGGCUUAUGAUCGCUACAUGGCCAUCUGCAAGUCCUUGUUAUACGGAAGCAAAAUGUCCAGGUGUGUCUGCCUCUGUCUCGCUGCUGCUCCCUAUAUUUAUGGCUUUGCAAAUGGUCUAGCACAGACCAUCCUGAUGCUUCUUCUGUCCUUCUGUGGACCCAAUGAAAUCAACCACUUUUACUGUGCAGACCCACCGCUCUUAGUCCUCACCUGCUCAGAUACUUAUGUCAAAGAGACUGCCAUGUUCUUGGUGGCUGGUUCCAACCUCAUCUGCUCUCUCACCAUCAUCCUCAUUUCCUACACUUUCAUCUUCACUGCCAUUCUGUGUAUCCGCACUGCUGAGGGGAGGCGCAGGGCCUUCUCCAUCUGCGGGUCCCAUGUGACGGCUGUCACUGUCUUCUAUGGGACACUGUUCUGCAUGUACCUGAGGCCCCCUUCUGAGACAUUUCUACAACAGGGGAAAAUUGUAGCUGUUUUUUAUAUCUUUGUGAGUCCGAUGUUAAACCCAUUGAUCUACAGCCUGAGGAACAAAGAUGUUAAAAGAAGUAUAAGGAAAGUUAUUCAAAAGAAACUGUUUGCUAAGUAA
Molecule: messenger RNA, 936 nt
Organism: Pongo pygmaeus (Bornean orangutan)
Lineage: Eukaryota; Metazoa; Chordata; Mammalia; Primates; Hominidae
Product: olfactory receptor 5M5-like
Biological process (GO): G protein-coupled receptor signaling pathway
Cellular component (GO): membrane
Molecular function (GO): olfactory receptor activity; G protein-coupled receptor activity
Source: RefSeq, a predicted model, not a curated record